Messenger RNA from Phoenix dactylifera (date palm), 2241 nucleotides. NCBI's taxonomy places the organism in Eukaryota, Viridiplantae, Streptophyta, Magnoliopsida, Arecales, Arecaceae. The record is from RefSeq and is a predicted model, not a curated record.
AUGGAACUCGAACAGAUACUGAAGACAGGGUCGAUCUUGUUCUUCUUCUGGUCCUCCUCAUGCUUACUGGUGCCAUCCAUGGUUGAUGCCACGGGAGCGAUUCGACUCGGAAACCACACUGACUAUCUAUCACUGCUUGCUUUCAAAGAUCAAAUAACUCACGAUCCCUCGAACGCUCUAAGCUCAUGGAACAACACCAUCCAAUUCUGCAACUGGAAGGGUGUUACAUGCAGCAGGAAGCACCAGUGGAGGGUCGUUGCCUUGGACCUCAGCUCUCGGGUAUUGGCGGGCUCUCUCUCCCCCUCCGUUGGAAACCUCACCUUCCUUCACUGGCUCAACCUCGAAAGCAAUAUUUUCUUUGGUGAGAUCCCACCGGAGUUGGGCCACUUGCGCCGGCUGAAAUAUCUCGACCUUCGUUUCAUUUCAUUCCAAGGAGGCAUCCCCUCCAACUUGACCUACUGCUCCGAGCUUAGAUUUCUCAACUUGGCUUGCAACCAGCUCAUGGGCAAGAUUCCAGCGGAUAUGGCCUCCCUCACGAAGCUUGGUGUGCUACGUCUCAGGAGUAACACAUUGACCGGGGGUAUUCCACCUUCCAUCGGUAACCUAUCAUCACUCGCACGACUCUCUCUCGAAUUCAAUCUUCUGGGCGGAAGCAUUCCGGAUGAUAUCGGCCACCUCGCGAUCCUGGAACAUUUUCAAGCGGCUGGCAACAAUCUUACAGGUACAAUCCCUAGCAAGCUUUACAACAUCUCAUCACUGCAAGUGUUCUCUGUGCCGGAUAAUAAGCUGCAAGGAAGCAUUCCAUCUGAUAUAGGCAUCACGCUUCCAAGGCUUCAACACCUCGCAUUGUAUAGUAACCAGUUUCAUGGACCCAUUCCAACUACGUUGGCAAAUGCCUCGGGACUUGAACGCAUUGUCAUUCCAGAUAACCAUUUUAGUGGAAGGGUGCCAUCUAAGCUGGGAAGGCUACUGGUCCUUUACCUUCUUAAUGUAAAAUGGAAUCAGCUAGAAGCAGGAGAUGCCAAGGGGUGGAAAUUUCUCGACUCUCUCACAAACUGUAGCCAGUUAAAGGUGCUGUCACUGUCUCACAAUAUGCUAGGAGGCAUGUUGCCCAACUCAGUAGUCAACCUCUCUUCACAGCUCCGAGUAUUGAAUCUUGGAUACAACCACUAUAUGUCAGGGAGAAUCCUUCAUGGAAUUGAAAACCUGGCCAACCUCAUCAAGCUUUCUUUCUCCGGUAACCUUUUCACUGGUGCUAUUCCAGAAAGCAUCGGCAAGCUUGCGAGGCUACAGAUUCUGUGCUUGUUUUUGAACAGUUUUGCAGGGCAGAUUCCAUUCUCUCUAGGCAAUCUCAUGUUAUUGACGGACCUCUAUUUGGGCCAGAGUAACCUGCAAGGCCCCAUACCUCCGAGUCUUGGAAACCUGCGAUACCUAUCUCGCUUGGACCUCUCUACUAAUCAUCUUACUGGAACCAUACCCAAAGAGAUUUUCAGCCUUCCCGCCUUGUCCCUCGAUCUAAAUUUAUCUGACAAUUCAUUGGUCGGAUCUCUUCCUCUGGAGGUUGGGAGAUUAGAGAAUCUACAAACUCUAGAUAUUUCUAGGAACAUGCUAUCUGGUAAUAUUCCCAGCAAACUUGGUGACUGUGAGAUCUUGGAGAACUUAUAUCUGAGCAACAACUUGUUCCAAGGGACAAUUCCCCAGUUCUUGAGCAACAUAAGAGGCCUUCGAGAACUAGAUCUCUCACAUAACGAUUUAACAGGGUCUAUUCCAGCGUUUCUAGAGGACUUGAAUCAAUUGGAAAUGUUGGAUUUGUCUUUCAAUCAUCUCGAAGGUGAAGUGCCAGUGAAGGGGGUCUUCAAAAAUGCUACUCAGGUUUCUGUUGAAGGAAAUAAUCGACUUUGUGGGGGUGCUCCAGAAUUGCACUUGCCUGCAUGCCAAGGAAGAUCAUACAAAACGAGAAAGAGGCCUCUACUGCUGAAAACAGUGAUUCCAGUAGCUGGUGCAGCCUCGUGUAUGAUCCUUCUAUUCUCCUUUUUCAUCCUUCGACAGAAACGAAAGCUGAAAGAUAAUGCUCCCAUUGUACAUCCAUUGGAAGACAAUUUCUCCAGAGUUUCCUACACUGAACUGGUUACAGCAACCAAUGGAUUCUAUUCGACGAGUCUCAUUGGCAGAGGAGGAUAUGGUUCUGUCUAUAAAGGCAUCCUGGGUCCUCACCAAGCUAAGUUUCGAAGAGCUUUCUAG